GACGCAUCCCGUAAUCAGGUCACAUUUCACCGUAGUCUCAGCAUCCGUUUCUCGCCCUUUACAUUGGAGAAAUCGAGACAUUGGAAAGGAGGAAUAAUGGUGUGGAUGAAUGAUUUGGGAUGUCUUUUCGUCCCGCUGCUAAUGCUCGUACGGGUGUCCAUGCAGGUGGACGUCAAGAACGGGAAAGAAGCGGCGAAAGCCGGGAAUUUCAUGGAAGAUGAACAGUGGCUGUCCACCAUUUCCCAGUACAGUCGCAAGAUCAAGCACUGGAACCGCUUCAGAGAUGACGACUACGUCAGAUCAUGGGAUGAAAAUCAAGGCUCAAAUGAAAAUGUGGAUACCACAAAAGAUCCUUGCCAGAAAGUGAAGUGCAGCCGACACAAGGUGUGUGUUGCCCAGAGCUACCAGCGUGCUGUGUGCGUCAAUCGCAAGAAGUUGGAGCACAGGUUAAAGCAGCAGGUCAUAAAGCAGCAGCAGGAGAGCAGCUGUAGGCCCUGCCCGUUGUCUUCUGCUGGCCCAGUUUGUGGUUCUGAUGGACACAACUACGCCUCUCAGUGCAAACUGGAGCAGCAGGCGUGUCUCGCCGGGAAGGAGCUGAAAGUAAGAUGUGCUGGUCUCUGCCCCUGUACCGCCACCGUGGCACCUUCUACAGACGCAGACAGCAAACAUGAGAGCUGCACAGGGCAGGACCUGGCAGAUCUGGGCGAUCGUCUGCGGGACUGGUUUCAGCUGCUCCAAGGCAACGGGAAGCAGAACAACACAGGGAAUCCUGUAGCCAGCUCUGCUUCAAUUGUGGACCGGACACUUGUUGCGACCUGUAAGGACUCUAUUGGCUGGAUGUUCUCUAAAUUAGAUACAAACAAUGACUUGUAUCUGGACCAAGCCGAGCUGGCCGCCAUUAAUCUGGACAAGUAUGAAGUGUGCAUACGGCCCUUCUUCAACUCCUGUGACUCUUACCGCGAUGGCAAAGUUUCCACAGCCGAGUGGUGCCUCUGCUUUUGGAGAGAAAAGCCUCCCUGCCUGGCUGAGCUAGAGAGAAUCCAAGUGCAAGAGGGAGCCAAAAAGAAACCGGAUACAUACAUACCCAGCUGUGAUGAGGACGGCUUUUACAGGAGACUGCAGUGUGAUAAGAGUAGAAGGGAGUGCUGGUGUGUGGACCAGCAUGGAGGAGAGUUAAUGGGCUCCAGAAUCCAUGGCAACCCCGACUGUGACGAGGUAGUUACGUACUCGGGCGAUUUCGGGAGCGGACUCGGAUGGGAAGAUGAGGAAGAGAAGGAGGCAGAGGAGAACGGCGAGGAGGCCGAGGAAGAGGAAGGGGAGGUGGGGGAGAUCGAUGACGGUGGAUACAUUUGGUAGAACGUAACAGAAUUUCCGCCUUACUCAACAUAGCUUUCUGUGGCCCAUCACUACAGAGGCAGCUCUAUCUUCUGACAUUAAAUGGUGGACACUGGAGGGUCGAUCAUCUUUAUACUGCACUCCAAACAGCAUCGAGUUUGGGAAGGGGUGGGGAGGGCUCGCUGGUUAGUGUUAGCUGUAGUGAGAUUAUGGUAUAUUGGCAAAGAGUUUUAAAUUAUUGGGCUUAUGAAUACUUGUGAACCAUCAUAUUAUUUGUUGAAUCGGUGAAUCAGUCUUUAGCAUCCGCAAACACAAGCUCUAGGCGCUUGAUAGGUGUGAUGUGAUACGUUCUUAUGCAAGUCUAAUAAAAACAUACUUUUAUCACUAUAGCCUACACUUGGAAAUUCUACCUGUAAUUUUAAUAGUUUGAGGUAUUGAUCUGACUUUUUAAAGAAUGUACUGCUUCAUUAGACCUUCUGUCAACCAUUGUUAUGUCCAACGGCUUUGGCUUUUUGAGACUGCUUUUGUAAUGUCUAUGCUCUUAGAGUUCAUGUAAAUUGCAAGUUUCUAUGUCCUCACGAUGAUUAAGAAAAAAACUCUAGAGCUAAGACUGUUACCCUCUUCCCUCAUCAUCGUCAAUGUAAAAUCUGAACAAGUUGAUCAGUUUCUGUAUCUGUAAUACUUACACUUUGCAUUAAGCAGCCUUGAAGUACAUCAAGUCAUAAACAUUUUAAGGUUAUCAGUUUAUUUGAUCUUAUAUGAUGCAUUUCUCUCACAAACUACAACAGAUUUUUGCCGGUUUUCCAGAAAUACACAAUGCACUUCUUGUCCUAAAGGCACUGUUUUUUCUCUCCUUUGUGUAAUAAUCCAACUGAAACCAGAGCCAUGCGACGCAUUAUAUUUUCAUAUAAACUACGUCUCAGUGCAGUAGCUCUCUCUCCCACAAACCCCGACGACCAAAUCAUUGUAUUCUCUUUUGAAAUGCACAGUAAUAAAUCCUGAGAAAUGUGCUCUUUGGUUUCAUAUUUCUAUCAUAAUAGAAUUUGCUUAUACUUCACUAGGUCAGGCUGUAAUACGGUACCUUGGAGGCGACAUGGCUAUUAUAACCAGGCAGUAUAUGGAUGAACAGGAGAGUCAGGAAUGAGCUUUUGAAAAUGCAAUCUGACAUAUUCCCUUUAUAUACCCAAAGGGACCAAUCUGUCUUUGCAGAUGUCUUCUAAUCAGAUCUUCCCAUCAUUUGCAGUGAAAGAUGAGUUAGCUGUAAUGUUACGAGGUGUAAAUCUUGUGCCGCGAGGAUUUUUAAUCUAGGUCUAAAUUUAUAAACUAAGACUAAGUAUAACAGGAACCUUGCUUGUGUAAAACACUUUAAGCAUCUCUUUGUGUAUCUAUGAGGAAAAACAGUUUUGCUUUGGAAUCAAAGCAGCUAGCUGGCUUUACAGACUUUCUUUAUUCCACCAGUGUCGAGUCUCACUCGCUAUAGCACAUGAAUUGUAAAACGUGUAUGAGUUAUACUCGGUCUGGUAUGCUAAUUUACUCCGACUCGCUUUCUGAGCUCCAAAUAGGGAAGGGGAAAAUGCAUUUGAUACGGUAACAUCCAAACAAGUAAACAUAUUCAUCAAUGUACCGCUGCUUUUCGUGCCGAAUACAAAUCCUCAAAAAAUUAGAAAAGAGACAAAAGCUUGGGGAUAUUUAAAUUACAUCUGGAUUACCAGAUAACAUCUAUCUGGUUUGUUUGGGUGGAAAAAGGCCUACUCAUUAAAAGUCAAUUGUGAAUGUUGUCUGAUGUCUUGCUCAUCAGUGUACAGGAGUCUGCUAACAGUGAUGUUAUGCCACUUGGACUAGUGUAUGAUUGUAUUGUACUGUACAUGCCAUUAUUAUUGUAAAUACUUGGAUUUUACGGAAAACGUUCUAUUUGCGCUGAGUUGCAGUAUAUUUGCAUUUAGUUGCAUGUUUCUUUGUCUGAGUGUCAUCUUUCUUGCCUGAAUAUGAUUAAAGGCUCUGGGCCCUAAACACG
Molecule: messenger RNA, 3349 nt
Organism: Triplophysa dalaica
Lineage: Eukaryota; Metazoa; Chordata; Actinopteri; Cypriniformes; Nemacheilidae
Gene: spock2
Product: SPARC (osteonectin), cwcv and kazal like domains proteoglycan 2
Exons: 10
Coding region: 97-1356 (419 amino acids)
Molecular function (GO): calcium ion binding; protein binding
Source: RefSeq, a predicted model, not a curated record